AUGAAGCAGAGUUCACCUUUGCCUUCUCUGGCAAAACCUUUACAUGGAGACUAUCUUCGCCAAAAGUGUCAUGGACAGCAAGGAUCUGUACAACUGAAAGUACCACUCAUCUGUUCAAUGGCUGUUGGCAGCAUAACAGUGUACUUCAUGGUUGACCCAGCACUGACUGUUCUGGGUGGUUUGUGCCCUGUUGUUUUGGCUGUACCUGUGAACAGUGACUUAGGAGCCAGGAAUCAAUCAGCCCUGCUGCCAGAGGAAGGAAACAUCUUCAGUUACCACAUUAGAGUGUCCAACCCUGUUAGAAAGAUGGCAUUUCCCAUUGUACUUCAGACUGUGUUUGCAGCACUCUUUGGGUCUAAACAAUAUAAACUACUUAUAAAGGCCCUUUAAUGUAAAUAUAUUUACAUUUAUCCUGGCUGGGUUUUGUCAACCUGACACAAGUUAAGAGUUACUGGGGAAGAAGGCCUCUCGGUUGA
This is a messenger RNA of Peromyscus leucopus (white-footed mouse), 476 nucleotides long. RefSeq names its product transmembrane protein 126A-like. NCBI's taxonomy places the organism in Eukaryota, Metazoa, Chordata, Mammalia, Rodentia, Cricetidae. Gene Ontology annotation, cellular component: mitochondrion. The record is from RefSeq and is a predicted model, not a curated record. Gene Ontology annotation, biological process: mitochondrial respiratory chain complex I assembly.